This is a messenger RNA of Candoia aspera, 3410 nucleotides long. RefSeq names its product alkB homolog 1, histone H2A dioxygenase (gene ALKBH1). Lineage: Eukaryota; Metazoa; Chordata; Lepidosauria; Squamata; Candoiidae. Gene Ontology annotation, cellular component: cytoplasm; nucleus. Gene Ontology annotation, molecular function: ferrous iron binding; broad specificity oxidative DNA demethylase activity; oxidative RNA demethylase activity. Gene Ontology annotation, biological process: oxidative RNA demethylation. The transcript is spliced from 6 exons. The record is from RefSeq and is a predicted model, not a curated record. Bases 12 to 1106 code for a protein of 364 amino acids.
CUUGUGCUAAGAUGGCGGCGGCCACGCGGGAGGAAGAUGCGUUCCGUCGCCUCUUUCGUUUCUAUCGGAGGUGGGAGGGGUCGGAUCCUACCGGAGUGAUCGACUUCUCGAAAGCCCCGGGGCGACAGGUGGUCAGCUGUCCUCUGAAGUUAACCUCAGUAAGUGAUCAAGAUGCCUACAGAGCAGGAUUGCAUCCGGUUACCCAAUGGAAAGCUUAUGGUCUAGAUAAUUAUCCAGGAUUUAUAUAUAUUAAUAAUCCCUUUCUUCCGGGCUCUCAGCACCAUUGGGUGAAGCAAUGUCUAAAGCAGUAUACCCAGAAACCUAAUGUGUGCAAUUUGGAUAUGCAUAUGUCUUCUGAGGAGAUUACUGAUCUCUGGGGGAAGAGUCAAUAUCAGCUUCGAAACAAAAGUGCCAGUAAACGACAGCCAAAAAGCUUAUUGGAAAAGCUGCGCUGGGUAACUCUAGGUUAUCAUUAUAACUGGAAUACAAAGAAAUAUUCAGCAGAUCACUAUGCUCCCUUCCCAUCUGAUCUGGCUUUCCUAUCAAAGCAAGUGGCUAAAGCUUGUGGAUUUCCCAGCUUCCAAGCAGAAGCAGGAAUCCUGAACUACUAUCACUUUGAUUCAUCUUUAGGAAUUCACGUGGAUGAGUCUGAGCUGGACUUUUCUCCACCUCUUUUAUCAUUCAGUUUUGGACAGUCGUCCAUAUUUCUGCUGGGAGGACUGAAACGAGAUGAUACCCCUGUGGCCCUGUUCACACAUAGUGGAGACAUUAUGAUAAUGUCUGGUUUGAGCCGCCUGCUGUACCACGCAGUUCCCAGGAUCCUGCCCAAUCUGGAGGGGAAGCCUUUACCAUCUUGCUUAGAGCUACCUCUCCCUGCUGACCUUCCUGCAGACUCUGUGAUUGAGCCCUGCUCCCAUGAUGAUUGGCAAACAUGUGCCAAAUAUUUGGAAGCAUCCCGUAUUAAUAUGACUGUGAGACAGGUGCUAGCUGAAGGUCAGAGCUUCUUGACUGAAACUAGGACAGAGAGAGAACAGGAUGCUUUCUCCACAGACUGUCAUGAAAAGUAUAAAGAAACCAAAAAGCACAAGCCUGUUACCAGCAAAUGAGCCCUUCUUCUUUCCACCUUGACUUUCAAACACGUGAAAAACUAAUAUGUAGCAGAAGAGAUAGGAUAUGCCACUGAAAGAAAAUUAACUGUGGAAAUAAGUAUGUAUAUGAAUUUCACAACCAUGUAUAUGGCUCAGGGGAGGAAAUUCAGUGCUUUUUCUGUCUCUUUAAGAUCACAGAGCAAACCUAUGUAGGUUACUUUGAUGCUUUGCCUAACACUGGCUGAUUACAGAAAUCAGAACUGUCCUCAGUCUAACUUUCUUGUUAUUUGCUUUGAGAUAUCAGAGGGGAGGCAUCAGUUAAAAGCAGAUAUGGGUAAUCCAGAAAGUGCCAGAUGGCCUGGCCAAGGGCUUUCAUGUUCCAAGUUCAGUAGCUUAGCUCUGAACUUCUCUGACACAAUUACCUGCUCCCUCACUUCCUGUGUGUUUGGGUCCCUUCUGAGCCUCACUAGCACCCCUCUUUACACAAAGAUUGGUUUAUCUUUGCAGAUCGUGUCACUAGAUGUCAGGCCCAGCCCAAGAACAAUAAUCAGUCCAGCCAAACUUCAGUCCUUCGUUUACUAACACCAUGUAGACAGAAUCUUGCCAGACUCAAGCAACUCUGCCUAACCUAAGGGGAAAUAACCUGGGAAAGCUCUAGGGCGAAGCUAUUGUGAACCUCUUGGUUUUCCCAGAACUGCUCCCUGGACUGUGCCUCUUCAUAUCUCUUCCACCUUCUUGGAAUGUGUUCUCUCCUUCCUGAGAACCACUGGCCCUGCCAAAAUCCACCACACUAGGCAAGACUUCCUUCCAGCAGCCUUGUAAAGACUGAUCUGCUUUUUGCAGAGGACUGAUGUCUGUCUGCCAAUCCUCACCACAGGGAAAUUCAUCUCUCUGGCUGUGAUGUUUGUGGCUGUUUCUCAGCUGCUUUCUUUCGCUGUCCAGUUGUCACUAACAUAGUGCCUGAAUAAGUGGGGGAGGGCUCAGCUGAGCUGCUUGGAGAGGCUGCUAGCAUGCCAACCAGCACUCUCCUGGUGAUGGCAUGUCCAUCCCCAACACCACAUCAUGCGGAGAACCCUGGACCACCCCCAGCAUGGCAGUGAUUUUUAGGCCCUCUUCACAUCGCCUGUUCUAUAAUGGGGAUUUUCCUUGUGUCCCCAAAGGUGCUUUAGAUUGUUUCCUUCCUUUUUGGAAAAACCUUCACCACCAAAGACUCUCUGAUUAGGAACAUGUGGCUUCUUGUGUCAACUAGAGCCUGCAUAGUGGUGUUCUUGAGCCUGACUGGGACCAUGGCCAGGACAGUGCAGUUCUCUGAGACCUCGCUAACUAGCUGUUUCUUUGGGCACAUUUUGCUUCCGUGACCAGACUUCCCACAUUUGAAACAUGUAAUGGGAGUUGUCUUACUGAAGGUUCCUUUGUCUCCCUUAGGGGCAUCCCUUGAUACAUCUCCUUUUUGAGAAGGGUAUGCUGGCUCCUCUAUUUGGGAGGAAGGGGUUUGCUUUUCCCCUAGCCUUCCUUUCAUCUGGUCAACAGCUGCUGCUCCUCUGCCAACCUUCUUUGCUUUUUUGGGCUGCUGCAUAGCCCUCAGCUAGUCUUAUUGCCUCCACCCCUGCUGCUCCUGUAUCCAGAAAUGGUUUAGGUAGAAUCUGUAUGAACUGCUCUUAACACUUACCAGCAGGAAUAGGUUAUACACAGUUCUCCCUGGGACAUCCACUUGUAACCAAUUAGCAGCUGCCUCCUCCAGGAUAGCCCAUGAUUUGUGGAAGUCUUGCUCUGCAUUGAACACAUGGUCCCGGAACUUUCACCUAUAGGUCUGAGGAGUUAUCUCAAAGUGGUUGGAGAAUUGCCUCCUUGACAGCAUUGUAAUUUCCUGCCUCAACUACUGGCAAUUGUGUGAACACUCAAAGGGCUCUUCCAGCCAAACAUGGAGGUAAUCUAGCCAUCCAGCCUCUUUUUGGCCAGCCUUGUGUUUAGCCAUCCUCUCAAACAUAGCUAGAUAGUCCUGUGGAUCUUCCUCCACCCCAUCCUAUGUAAUUUCACAGGCACAGAUGUGGCCUCAGCCCCACAUCUUCUUCCUCAGAUAUGUCCUAGCUAUCUCCCAUCCAGUCUACCUCCUUUUUCAGCUUCUGCACAAGCUGCUUGAAAGUUCUCUCCUGGUUUUCAAGUUUUCUCUCCCAUUUCCUUUGCUCCUGCUCAAACUCCCCCCCUCUGAGAAUCACUCAUGACUGUCUCCCAUUGUUGCCUCUCUUCCCUUUGUGCUGCUACCAUGGCAUGCGUAAUAUUUACCAUCUCCUGCAUGCUUUGUAUUUGAUCUUCUAUCUCCCC